Fulvia fulva is the source of this 1446-nucleotide messenger RNA. RefSeq lists its product as uncharacterized. The coding region runs from base 1 to 1446 and encodes 481 amino acids. The record is from RefSeq and is a predicted model, not a curated record. The transcript has 2 exons. Gene Ontology annotation, molecular function: protein binding. Lineage: Eukaryota; Fungi; Ascomycota; Dothideomycetes; Mycosphaerellales; Mycosphaerellaceae.
AUGGGUUUGAUGUACUUUCUGAAAGCCUUCAUAACCGGAGCCUUUCUGGGUACUAUCGGUGCCGUCAUAUGUGCCUUCUGGAAGAACUGGGAUAUUGGCCAGAGCACGCAGAGCAUAGCGAGACGUCUUGAGCGAGACUCGAUAGCGGCUCACGACCCAAUACCGGCCUUCAUACGCACUCGAUCAAGUCGUCCGAGACAGGGAAACUCAGCUGGUGCCGCCACUCUGUCGAGUCUGCCGCCAGAGCUCCUCGAGAACGUCGCGCAACACUUGAGCUCGAUAGAUAUAUGUGUGCUACGGCUCGCGUCUCGCGAUAUGGCGUUCAAGGUCUUGCAGACUACGUUCACUCGCGAACAUUUCGCGAAGAGAAGCUGCUUGAUGUUCAGCUUAUCGGGCCUUGAGACUGUCCUCGAGAUCGCACGCCACCCUAUCUUGGGUCGGGCUCUGCGAGAGCUUGUCUUCUACGUCGAUACUGUCUCGCCACCGGAGGGUUCAGGACGAGUCGGAGAGUAUCUCCUGCGGAGUUAUCAUCAGCGUCAACGAGGCGUGUUUGAGGAUCAGGGUAAGCUUGUGGCGCAGUUUGACACGCUCUCGGAAGUUUUUCAACAGCUACAGCGCUACGAUCAGCUGCGCAAGAUUGUAAUCAUGUCAGUCCGCAAUACUGCACAGCGGUACAGGUACGACCGUCACAAGGUCGAGCCUCCCAACGCCGAGGUCGCACUGCAUCGUCUCGAGUUCGCUCUGAUGAUGCUUCCAGGAAAGGGCUUCACAUCACUCUCCGCACUGGCCAUGGAAGGCGACAUGGUAUGCAUCCGCACGCCAGAAUACUUCAACACGCGAACAACCCCUCUGUUCAGCAUUCAGUAUCUCCGCACCCCAUUCGUCGGCACCGCACUGUUCGAGAAUCUGGCCUCACUGACCAUGACGCUCCAAACAGACCAGUCCGACUACGAAAUAGGCAUGCGGCACCUACUCCUGGCCCUGAGCCGCAACACCGCACUAACUCACCUCGAUCUUUACUUCAUGCCCCAUGGCUUCGAGAAGAAGACGCCCUUCUCCGAUUCCUGGUCAGCCACAAUGUUGAUGGCUGCGAGCUUCCGGAAGCUCAAGAUACUUCAGGUCCGAUGCUUCAAAACGUGCCUUAGCAACCUGCGCUCCUUCGUUCGCCGGAAUUCUACGCUGGAGAAGAUUAUUCUGGUCGAAUACGCCUCGAUUGGGCUACGGGUGGCGGAGUAUGAUGCUUGGGAGACCUCUAUACACGGUGGAGGUCAUGCGCUUACUAUGAUCAAGAAUGAGAUUGGUUCUACCAUCGAUCAGGGGAUAGGAGCACGGCAGAGUAAGAAGCUCCGAGAGACGAUAGCGUUCACGAUCGGCUCAUACUCAAGCCGCAAUAUGUCAAGUCAGCAGGUCAUCGCUAGCGAUUGCACCACACGUAUGAAUUCUUGA